CGUCAUCGGAUUUGCUUCGCUCAGUUUUUUUUUGUUGUGGAUGUCAGAAAACACAAAAGAAAAGACAUCGUCGACCAUCGUUGCGUUCGUGCGAGUGCGAGAAAGAAAGUUUUUACAUCAGGCAGCAGCCAGCCAGCAAAAGCGAAUAUCAUUCUGCCUGCGCGGUGCGGAGGAGGUGGUGUUUUUCUUCCCGAAUUUAAAUACACAAGCGAUUUUUUCACACUUCGUCAGCAGAUCUUUAUCGCUCGCAACGCGACGCGUUUCUUCCGAUACAUUCCUACGCGCUAGCUGUGUUGCGGUGGUUCCUGCCUGCAAUCGCGACCGGAAGUGAAUUUUGAAUUGCUACUGCAAGCAUCGUCAGAAAGGGGGGCGUAUCGCGAGAGGAAGCCCCAAGUGUUGGUUAGUGUGUCACCACUCCGAAAGCGAGCGAGUGUUGUUCGAUUUUUUAGCUUUCUCGGUCGUCGCGAGUGUUCGAUAAGGGUUUCCAAACAGUGACAACGACGAUGGAGUACGAAAGCGUCGUGCUGGUGAAGCAGGAAGUGUUUGUUUACAAAAUUCCCCCGCGGCAGAGCAACCGUGGUUACCGAGCUGCGGAUUGGAACCUGGCCGAGCCGACCUGGACCGGACGGCUGCGGAUGGUGUCCAAGGGCAAGACGCUGGCCGUCAAAUUGGAAGAUAAGACCACGGGGGCGCUGUUUGCCAACUGUCCGAUCGAGGCGUACCCGGGGGUGGCCAUCGAGGCCGUGUCCGACAGCUCUCGGUACUUUGUGCUGCGGAUACAGGACGAUAAUGGAAGGACGGCAUUUAUCGGAUUGGGCUUCGGCGAUCGGUCCGAUUCGUUCGAUAUGAACGUGGCCCUACAGGAUCACUUCAAGUGGGUCAAGAACGAAGAGCAGAUCGCCAAGGAAAAGGAAGAACCCCAGCAGCAGUUGGAUCUGGGUUUCAAGGAGGGCGAGACGAUCAAGAUCAAUAUGAAGAUAACGAAAAAGGACGGUUCCGAAGGAGGUUCUAGAACCGGUGGCAAGAAGACCGGUGGACUAGGCUUGCUGCCACCUCCACCCGGAGGUAACAAGAUUGCGCCUCCACCCUCGGCAGCAUCGCCGUCGCAUCAGCCUGCGGCUGGUUCCGCAGGUCAAUCGGAUUGGGGUGAAUUCACGUCGGCUGGUGCCAAACCGCAGGCGACAGCAACGACACCAAGUAAAACGAACGCCAACUGGGUGCAGUUUUAAGGUUAUGCGACAGAAGUAACUCAAAAUAUCCUUAGCAAAAAUAUUCUAGGAAGGUAACAAAAGAAUAACCUUUAUGAGAACACACACUUUAAAACAACAAACAAAAACGAACCCUGACCCAACUACUAUUACUUCUAGUGCUACUACCACUACUACUACUACUGCAUCCUACUGUUGUUGUUGUUGUUGAACCUAACCUAGCACCCACACACACACACACACACAGACACAAACAAACACGGAAACCCCGCAAACGGCUUGCUUUGCUCGUUCGCGCAUCCCAAAAUCCCCUUGCCGUGGACAACAGAGAACCAAACUACAUAUUCCACAAUCCCUGAAAGGUAUUCAUAUACAAAAUACAUGCUUCGUGUAGGAAAACUAAAAAUUAAAACAAACAGACAGGAAGAGCUUUGCGUUAUUGGAAACUUUUGGCCGCCGAAUUCAUUGCGAAUCAUCAAAGUCAGUGACAUAUAUCCAUCUUGCAUCUACUAUAUGACAGCAGAAUAUGUAUAUCGGAACAACAUACAUACAACAUUAUUCGAAGAUAAAUUGCAGCAGAGAGUUGUUUGAAAAUACUAUAUGUAUAAACGAAUUCAUAUUAACUUUAGGGGCAAUAAUUGUGUGAGCAGAAGUUAUGGGGUGAUGAAAACCCCAAAUGUUAUGAGGAUAACUUGAAACAACAACCAACCCAACAGAAGGGGUUGUUAGGCGCGCAUACUACUACUGUUGUAAAUUUUCGGUCAUUUUGUUAUUAAGUUUUCGUUUUUUUUUCUUCUUUGAAUCGUGAUGACUACAGGUUUCCCUAUUAAAAACGCAAGUAUAGGGCGCGUUCUGAGUUACAAAAUUUACGAAAUCAGCUUAGUAACAAAUUAAAGUGUGGUUGAGUGCAACUUCAAGCGAUAUAGCUAUUUUCUGAAAAAUUUGUAAUAUUCCUAUCGGUACCGUGGGUUUACGGAGCGUUUUACGCGUUUUCUUGACGAUUUUGCUUAAAUUAGAGUUGAUACUGUUGAAACAUUUCUCGAUGAUUUAUUUUAUAUAUUUAGGUUAGUUAAAUUUAGAAUUAGACCCGCGGAAAAAUAAGAACAAGCGAAAAUGUAGGAUAAGCAAGUACAUUUAUGAAGCAUUCAAUAAAUAGUGUUAUCAUGGAAAUACACAUAUUCUGUGUGAAGCUCA
Messenger RNA from Aedes albopictus (Asian tiger mosquito), 2402 nucleotides. RefSeq names its product NECAP-like protein CG9132. The record is from RefSeq and is a predicted model, not a curated record. Bases 504 to 1229 code for a protein of 241 amino acids. Gene Ontology annotation, biological process: endocytosis. The transcript has 4 exons. Gene Ontology annotation, cellular component: clathrin vesicle coat; membrane. Lineage: Eukaryota; Metazoa; Arthropoda; Insecta; Diptera; Culicidae.